This is a messenger RNA of Anopheles moucheti, 7293 nucleotides long. RefSeq lists its product as uncharacterized. The record is from RefSeq and is a predicted model, not a curated record. The coding region runs from base 1 to 5748 and encodes 1915 amino acids. The transcript is spliced from 7 exons. Lineage: Eukaryota; Metazoa; Arthropoda; Insecta; Diptera; Culicidae.
AUGUCUUCGCUGAGGAAAUCCGCAUCGUUCCGUUCGAGAAUUCCCGUACGCCGGACGCGCCUACCGCACAGACGCUGUACCAGCCCGGACCAGUCCGUGGUCACGAUCGGGCACAGCCACGGUUCGGAAUCGUCCAUCGCCACCGGGCCUAACGACGCCGAGGCGGGACUGUUUGGGAAAGUGGUUGGCCAGCAGCCAAAAGCUUGGUACGAUCGGAGCCACUGCUACUCGUCCUCGAGCUAUUCGAGCAGCGACGAAAGCUACGACUCGGAGGCGGCUCCAUUUCAGCAUCUCCUGAAUCAAUCAUCGGUUGCAGCCAGUGCCGGCGGUCCGUACACACAGCGGCAGCAACAGGAGCAGCAGCACCGGAUACCGUUGAACCACCGACAGCACGACGACGCUCCGUACCAACACUGUGACCAUCCGGAGUUCCUACCACACCAGCCACAACCGUCGCUCCAGCAGUCCUUCGGUGCGUCCAGUUGUUUAAGCACCUCGACCGAUGCGAUGAGUCUCGACGGGUUGCUGGAUUGCGUCAGCACGGGUACCUUCUCCUGUCCGCCAUCGCCAAAAUCGAAAUCAUAUUUGGAUAAUGGCGAUGGUGGUCAGCAGUCGGGCUUUUACGAGUCGCUGGAAGAGUUGAAUUACGCACUCAAAACGCUCAUCAUAUCGGAUUCGUUUCAAGCGCAGCGAAACAUACGGAAUGCAACCUCUACGGAUACGGCCGAUGGGUCGAUCUCACUGUCCGGAACCGUGGAAUGUACGGUCCCGUUCGGUGCACCGUACGAAACAGGACCACCACAGCCGGGACACCACCGGCAGGAGGAUGUGGUGGUUGGCGAAAAUCUGAGCAGUACACAGGAAUUCGCCGCAUCCAACCAACAGAAUUAUCAUCAUCGUCCACUUCAUGAGCUUCAGCAGGAGGAACGGGAGGCCACAGUGGAGGAAGACGAUGAUCUAAUUAAGCAGCGGAAACUGAGCGAUUGGUAUUACAUUAAGACGGCCCCUACCAAGAAACCUUCCAGUCCAUUCGAGCGUCGUCGGGCCAACGGAAACCGGCUGGCGAACGAUGCUGCAAGGCGCACGGGACGGUUCCCUCCAACACUAACGCCUCGGGCUUCAAAUCCGGACAUUGCUGGAGAUGAGCGUUUGCAGAUGAGAGCAACCGCGGACGGUAAGCAUCCCCCGCUAGCAGUGCUCUUCACGGCCAAACUGGGGGAGUUGGGUGACCGUAAAUAUCCGUCACCAAUACCACGGCCUCGGCGAUUCCCACCCGCGAUGGUACCGUCCGAUUCGCAACCCAGCUGGGAGCAGGAGUCCCGCUGGCACCAUCAGCAUCCGGGUGCGGUCACCAAAUCUGCUUCCUCUUCCAGCGUGAAUCUUGGGCUUCGGGGCCAUUUGAAUUCGUUGGGCGCUGGUACGGGUCGCGGACCGAACGCACGACUCCACUCCAACACGGACCUGCAGCAGGCCGGUACACGGAAGGCAAUUGCACCUGCACUGCUGCAGGAUGACUCGCUCGGCAGUCUCGACGAUAGUUCCUCGCUGGCCGUUCUCGGUGGCUCGCCAGCGUUCGAAGCGCCGGACGAUCGGGACCGCUUUUCACCCUACUUUCGACGGCGCAAUCCGCACCAAGUCGUACCGCAAUGGUUUCCACCUCCGCCACCACCACCGUACCACUACCCGCAUCAGCACGGCCAUCAUCAGCAGGAGCAGCGGAAUAUUUAUGAGAACUUUCCCGCAUCGAGCAGUAAUCAGCACGCGCCAAUGGAAGGGCACGUGAACGCUGAUGGAACAAAACCCGAAACCUUGUCGCCCACACCAACGGCGCGAGCACGAACCAGCGCCAGCACUAACAUCCACGCUUCCGCCGCACUGUCCAACCGUCCGGCACCGACACUGUACGGCAUCGAGGAGAACGAAGUGUUUCAGUACAAAGUACCGAUCGCGCCAGGCGGCAGUGACAAGCGACCACUGCCGAGACCACCGAUCGACUCGGACGACGAGACCGGUCAAGGCCAAUGCAGGCUGGCGGCGGAGAAGAAGAGCUCCUUAACGCGGUGUUAUCCAACGAAAUCGCAACCAUCAUCACAUCCGCCACAGUUGCCCUCACAGCCGGCCGGCCAGCAAAAGCUGACGGCGCCGACGCCGAGCACCAACACCCAACCCGCCACCACCCCGUACCGGACCGACUAUGAGCUGUCCGGGUCGUACGUGUCGCUCGAGUGUCCCUCGCCGCCGGGUCCGCCCGCUUGCGGACCCGAGGGCCGACGGGGCGAUCCGCAGGCUCGCCUUGCCAACUACCUGCGCACGCUGUACAACGAGCUAGCUUUAAAGGAACCGGUACUGCCGAGCUGGGUGCAUCCGGUCGCACCGGGCGUCCUCUGUCCGGCCCGGCUCGAACCCGAGCUUCGGCUGCACAUCCACUCACACGGCCUGAACGAAGCGAUCGGCGUCGACCAGAUUCUGACACCGGUGCAGACGAAGGAUGGCCCGUUCCUGGAGGCGCCCCGUCGUGUGCUGGUCGAGUGUCCGCCGUGGGUGACACGGGGCGCUCUCGCGCUGCGCAUCCUGCACGGCUGGUCCCGUGAACCCCCGUGGCCUCCGCGAGGUCAACCGGUGGCGCUGGCGCUGUUCCUACCGCUGGCCGAGCUGCGGGGAACGAUCGCGAACUACAUCGGCAAGGAGCUGCUGCCGCGUGGUCCACCGAACCCGUUCGCGAGCGGGUUCGGCGGGUUCAGUGCCGCGUGGAACUCGCUCGAGUCGCUCAAGGGCAAGCUGCUGAUCGUGCUGGACGGGUACGAUGUGCAGUGCAAAACGCGCAAAAGCAAAACCAUGCCAAAGGACGUGAUCGACCUGCUGGAGGGACGGCUCUUCCCGGAAGCUCGCGUCAUACUGAUCAGCGUGACGGCGUCCUGUACCGAGCUGCUGCCCCUGAUGCAGCGACAUAUCACCUUCGAGGGGCUGGUCUGGGGCCGUUCGGUGUCGUUGCUCGGUGGCGGCCAGUGGGGAGCUCCGACGCGACUCAUCGACACGGUGCAAUCCUGUCGCCAUCUGCGCAACAUUGCCCGGACCACGCUCGGCUGUCUGGCGAUAGCGGCCAUAUACGAAACGUCCGGUGGCGAGCUGCCGACCGACGAGCUGGAUGUGAUCGCGUCGGUCUUCAACUGUGUCGCAGCCAACUCCUCCCACACGCAGGUCACCGAGCUCGGGCGGUUGGCGCUGUUCUGCCUGAAAACAAAGCGCUCCACGGUGACGUCGGCGGAGCUGAAGAUGUACUGCUCUUCGCCGGAAACGAACAUCGCCGGGUGUUUGGACCGGGCGCAGCUGUUUGGCCGCACAGCCAAGCGGAAGUCGGACCAGUACUACACCAUCAUCUGUCCCGGGCUGGCGGAGUUUCUCGCCGCGAACUAUAUCGUAUCGCUGGCGAACCGGCCCGGUCUGCUGGCGGCCGAAAUUGCCGGGCUGGCCGUGGGCGAUGAAGUGGAACCGGAGAUCCUGAAGGUGCUAAACUUCGCGAUGGCACUGCUCGGGGCCCGGGCACAUCUGCUGCUCUCCAAGCUGACGCCGCUGUGGUUGAGCCCGCAGACGAUCUUCUCGCUGGCGCUGGCCGGCGGUGAGACGGAAGCAAACCUGACGGCACUCUGCGAGAUGCUGGGCAUUUCCAAGUCGCCGCCAGUGCCACCGCUCGAGGCGAAACCAGUGUGGGUGUCGAUCAAGUCGACGCUGUCCGAGCUGCAGGGCUGGGGACUGGCGUUCAAGAGCCCCACCUGCACGCUGAAGAACCUCGAGCUGGUGUACCAGAUGGAGAAGAACCUGCUGCUGGAGUCGCGCAACGUGAUGGACAUCUUUCUGGAUGCGCUGUCGAAGAACGAGAGCGUCACCACACUGCGCAUCACGUCCCUGAUCGAGAACGAGGUGCGCGAUUCGGACAUCAACUAUCUGGCGAGUUGCAUCUCGAAAGCGCUGCUUAAGCCACGCCUCGAGAGCUUCGAACUGAUCCUCACUCUGCUCGAGGAGGAUCCACCCAUCCUGAAGCUGCAGUCCGUGGUGACGGCCCUCUGUCGGACGAUACCGCGCCAGCCGAAGCUGAGCAACCUUUCGCUCGAUCUCGGCCUCUGCACGUCCCAGCUGGUGCAGAUCUGUUCCACGCUCGAGAAGUGUCCGCACGUCACGCGGCUGUCGUUGCCCCAUCUGCGCUGCGAACGAGGAGCCGUAGGUGCGCUCGCCGCAUUACUCACCGUGCGGCCUCUGUCGUAUCUGGGGCUCCCGUCAAGCUGGGGUGCCCGAGACGAUCCACCGUCGUCCAGUGGGGUUAGCAUGGGUUCUGGAUCGGGCAGCAGUAGCGGCAACUCGGGACUCAUUAAGCAGUCCUCCCUGACCGGGGCACCUUCGCCACGCUCGUAUCCGGCCGGUAUCUUCUCGUCGUUGCCGCGCGGUGUGCUCAGCUCAACGGCCAACAUGGGCCGCUCGGCCACACUGCCCCGCCAGCCGAUGGAUGGACCCCCGGACAAGCGGAGCACGGACUCGGUCAUAUCGCGCACCUGGUAUCCGACUCCUGCCUGCGACGGUGGACCGCACAACUCUGGCACACUGCACGAGCUGUUGCUGGCCGCACGCGACACCUACUCCCGGCUGCACGGAUUGGAUCUGAGCAAGGCGCAGCUCUCGCUGGAAGACUCGAUGUGUCUCGGUGAGACGGUGCGUGUCUCGACGACGCUACACUCGAUCAAACUCGAGGGUGCGUCCCGGUUGAGCGAAAUCCUGCCGACCGUACUGGGGGCCAGCGAGUCGCCCUGCCUGCAGAUGAUGAGCCUCGGAUCGCCCCGGAUCGCGCUCGAGGAUGCCGCCGUCGGAAUGUCCGCACGUGCCUUGGGCAGCUGCAUCACGCUGCGGCUGCUCAGCCUGGACGGUUGGAGCUUUAGGAUAGAGAACGUCGGUACGCUCGCUUCGGUGCGCGGAUUCCUGUCGCUCACGUCGGUCCGCGAGCUCGGGCUCAACAAUUGCCGGCUGAACAUGUCGAUGUUUAAGAGCGACGUCCCGGUACAGUCCGGUGCGUACGAGUGCCGCUCCGUAGUCAACCUAAAGCUGGCCGGUGCUCAGAUCAUCUUCUCCGAUCAUCUCUCGAUGAAGGGUCCUCACAUGUUGCCGUAUCUGGUGGGUUUUGUGAAUCUACGCGAGCUGGACCUUUCCGCACCAUCGAGGACCGGUUUCGGUAGCACAACCACCACGCCGCUCAUCCUUUCCGAUAAGGACAUCGUAGGUUUCUUCAACACGCUCAACAAUCACUUCAGCCAUCUAAACACGCUGAAGAUGUGCAACUGGAUCAUCCAUCUGGACGAAGCCGCGCGAACACUAAAGUCCGUCGCCAAGCUGCUCAAAUCCAGCCCGCUCAGUCACAUCAAGCUGGACAGCGUCGUCGUGAUGGAUCGCCCAAAGAAGCAGCGGAUCGAGCCCCAGUUUCUGCACGCCUUUCUGGCCAACCUGCCGCUGCUGCGAUGGCUCGGCAUUACGCUGCACGGGCUGAGUGAGGAGCAGAUAACGACGCUCGGCAACUACUGUGGCGAUAUGCGCGGCAUGGAGAUUGACGUGAGGCUAUCCGAUUCCACGAUUGAAAAUGCGCGCCUGAUGACGAGCAGCCUCGGCAUGGAUGGGAAGUUUGACAUUCGCGUCUCCACGUUCGGUACCUCGAACAGCAUACUGAUCCACAUCGAGAAAACUUCGACGAAAAGUUUAUCCCGUAAAUAAUAAACCCCCCGCGGAAUGCUGUGCAUUACGGUGCAACUCGUUUGCUCGACUGCUGGUGAAGACCGGAGAGAAAGAUUUACGGGCGGAUUAACUACGCGCCAACCGAAUGGUAAGAAUCGUGGUGGUGGUGGUUAGUGUGCGGACAAAAUUUACGUAACUCUAUCGAGAAUCUCAUUGAACUCCGGGAGAAGCCUCCGGAGCCUCCAGGAAUAACACUAUGAGGAGAAAGCUCGCCCCUAUCAGAACUGUCUGUAAGCUGCUCCUGUAUUUCAUCUGGGGAUCGUUUUUAUCUAUAUCUCUCUGAACGUAUAUCUGUCUGUCAUCUUCUCUAGUACACUAUCGGUAACUAUUGCUCCAUCUUUCUCUCUCUCUCUCUCUCUCUCUCUCUCUCUCUCUCUCUCUCUGUCUCUCCUCUGUCUCUUGCUGUUAAUAUUUGCCGGGGGUUCGUACCGUAAGGGGACCGUGUUGCUGCUGCUAGAUGUGUAAUAGAUGUGUUAAGGCUUAUCAAAACAUCUGUUUUCCCAAUUUUACUGUUGCAGUUUUAGACAAAACGAACUGAAACCGACCAUCGGUACGGGGGUACACAUUGUACUGAUUAGAUUGCAAAAGUUGUUUUAGAAUGUACGCGAGUACCAGUGUCUGAUGAUGCUAAUGGUGCACCAGAUUUGUACAUAUUGUAAUCAGUAAAACUGCAAACAAAAACUUAUCACACCAUCGCAGGCAGUUGUGCUGCAACAAAACCUCUUCUGUUGAACAAUUCUGUAUCCAACGUUGAAGACCAUCAUGUGAUCAUGUGGUUGGAAGGCACGUAUGGAAUCUUUUUCUUUAUCAUAAAAAACUCUGCAUGCUUAUAUAUUUUAAUGGGAAAUUCCAUUUUAUUAUUAAAUGCAUUCUCUCCAUUCUGUUCUGAUACACCAAUUAAUGUAAGCAGGGGAAGGCCAGCAGAAAAACUGGCUACUCCAAUUUUCAAUCUUCCCUGGUGGGAAGUAAAACAGCAACCAAGAAAAAAAAAAACACACCCCCGAUAAACAACUUUAUCAAACAUCCAAAACGGAUUUUUUAAUUAAUAAUUUCGGGUGCGCAUGUCACGUGUACCUUCCACCGCACUCGAAACGGUUUCUCUUUUGACAACCUCUUUCCUCCUUUCGAGCUUUCGGCAGUAAAAGCGUUUCCCACUAUCAGUAAAAUGAUAGGAAAAAAAAGUAGCAAACAUAAAAAAAACAAUAGCAUAAAAAAUGCAUCAUUUAAAACGCAGAAAGAUGGAAAACCCCAACUAUAGCGAUAAAGUACCAAAAAGAAGAGAGACAGAGAGAGAGGUAACAAAGGAGCGCACAAAAAGGUAAGCGCAACACAAAACAGCAGUAGUAGAAAGACAGACAAUAUUGAACAAAUGAUAAAGUGGAUGAAAUGUUGCAAACAUGAAUAUGAAAUAUUCAUUUAUUUUAUGUUUUUUGUUACUAUUUAUAUACAAUAAGAAGAACAUUAAAAAAGGUGGGAUGGGGAGGUGCCCCCCGCCAAUUGGAACACAUUGGAAAGAGAGAGAGA